AUGGAGCAAUUCAUUGAGGCUAUUCACUUGGUGCAGAACGUUCCCCCGUCAUCUCCUCAACCAUACGCAUGGCCUUACCGACCUGAAGACCAGGUGUGUCCAGUCCAUUCGCAAAGGGUUUUGGAUAGCCCAGAUGACAACUCCGCAGACAUCGAGGACAAUACCUUAGACGUUGAGGAGAAUUCCUCAGACAUGGUCCUUGCCGACAAUGAUUUUGAGUCCUCCUCUUCCAAUGAGGGGGAUAAUGAAGCGGAGUCUGACACCAGCGCUGACACACUUGUUGACCUUGACCCUGCUCGCCAUUUCAAUUGGUUCGUAACCACCAGCAUUGUUGGUGUAGGACUCUUUAGCGAAAUAACUACUGCUCGGAUGCUUCGUGCCCCAGGAACAACGGUCCAUUACUUCGCCACCCUCCAUGAAGCCAUGCUGCAUUUCCGUCUUGCUUUGGCAAUGUGGAAUGGCGAGACCGUCUAA
This is a messenger RNA of Suillus subalutaceus, 474 nucleotides long. RefSeq lists its product as uncharacterized. Bases 1 to 474 code for a protein of 157 amino acids. Lineage: Eukaryota; Fungi; Basidiomycota; Agaricomycetes; Boletales; Suillaceae. The transcript is spliced from 5 exons. The record is from RefSeq and is a predicted model, not a curated record.